GUCACCUGGAAGAGCUGAAACGUGUUACAACUAAUAAACUAAAAGAUUGUUUUACAAAAAAAAAUAUUAAUAAGAGCUCAGGUUAAACUCACACUCUUAUAACAGUAAAUACACACACACACAUGUCUACGUCAAGAUGGCUGCUGUCACCUACAUCUGAUCGGAGGUGUGCGGUUCCAGCAAGUUUUCACGUUAGUUUUUAAAUACAGGACGUCAUCAGGUCUUAUAAAUUACAUCAGUGGGUGUGUGAAGAAGAAUUUAAACCAAAAAGGAAUGUUUCGUGUGAAUUCCAUGAAUGUAUAUAUUGUCGCGGCCGCUGGCGGCACGCAUUAGACCACUAUGUUCAGUAAAAAACUUCAUGUAGACGUCAAAAAAUCGACGCUAAAGAUACAAGAUGUGAAGAAAGACAGUGCCACAAGAUUCAAGCAUCUCAAGAUUGUUUUAGACAAUGUCGAUAUUGAUGAAGCAAAAGGAUUUUUCGAAGGAAAUUUUAGUCAUGUUUAUUUUAUCCUUUACGAUUGUUUUGUCGCAGCAGAGGCAAAUUUGCGACAAAGAGUUCACAAAGCACAUAGAGAGGAAUUGGAGCAGGUUCUUCAGCUGUUGGAAAAAGUUUUAACUUUACUACCAGAACUAUUAAAUAAAAGAUGGCAAUGUCAUAGUUUAGCUAGAAUUUUACAUAAACUUCUCCACCCCGGAAACAGUUGGAAACUUAGACGACAAGCUUUGAGGUAUUUCAUUCUGUGGUAUCAAGCACUUGGAGAAAAUGCACCAGAACACAUUCAUCAAAUGUUUGCGUGCCUGGUGCCUGGCUUUCCACCUCGUCAACCUUCACCACAUCGGUCAGAACGACGAAAAGAUAAAACGAAUUCUAAUAUUACGGAAGAAAAAGAAAAACGUGAAUUUUUUGAAACUCAAUAUUCAAAUGCUAUUUUCCAUUGUAAUGCACAACAAGGGCCAGUUACUCAACCAAAUGGCACACCAAUUCUUCCUGUCCAAAGUGGUGAAAAACCUUUAGAUAACGAGACUGUUAGAUUUUUUGAAGCGUUACUUGAAUUUAUGGUCACUCAAGUUGUCAAAGUUGAAUGGAGAGAUAAACACACCCGACAACAUAAAUGUUUUCAAUUUCUUUUGGAACGUUUUAAAUCUACAUACCUACGGCAUAUUUGUCCGGAAUUUGAUGAUAAUUUUUCUCUGUACAAACCAAAUUUAGAGCUUCCAGUUAUGCGACAGCCAUUAAAUAAUAGUCAGAGUAAUUACGCUUUAUGCAAAGUUGCUUUAAUAAAAUGGUUAGCAAGUUUUACUCACAUUACGAAGAAAGAUGGGCUUUUUAUAAGUCCUACUCAAAAUAUGAGUCCAAAUGAAGAAAAUAAUGAUGGUGGAACCGAAGGAAAACGAAUUUCUAUUGGUCAAAAUGCUGAUUCUAAUUCUUUAUCACCUGAAAUUUCUACUAAUCAUCAAGAAAAUCAAACCCAAGAUGAUGGGCAAAUGGCUGUUAUGUUAGUUCGUGAAGUUUUAUACGGUAGCCGUGAUAACGUUAAUUUUGUACAUGAAAUUUAUAGACAAGCUUUUUUGUUAGAUUUUACACAUGCUGGUGCAAUAAGAAAAGCUAUUGCUGUAUAUAAAGAUUGGAUUCAAAUGAAUGAAAUUCCACCUUUUAUGCUAGAACCAUUAGAUAGUCAUAAAGACCGGGAUAAUGAAAAUGCAAAAGAUACUAGUGAUACUGACAAAAGCCCAUCAGAUAGUUAUCGUCAAAUAAGAUUACGAAACGAUUCAUAUUUAGGAGCUAUUCAUCGUGAAAAUUUAUUUGUGAGAGCUGGCUUACAAAAUGUCUUACAGGUGUUCAUAACUCAAGCAUCAAACGUAUUUUUCUUAGAGAAUAUCGGCGGUAAUGCUUCAGCAGCACUUCUUGAAGAACAGAUUGAUAGCUGUAAAAGAGUAUUGAAUGUUUAUCGGUAUGUCGUAAUGCAUGCAAGAUUAGAACCUCCAACUUGGGACCAAUUACUUCGGGUAUUAUUACAAAUAACAUCACUGGUGCUUGGAGGUAAAUCAUCACGACGCAAAAAUAGUGACAGUAUUGGUGGAAAACUUGCUCCUGCUAUUUUUCAAACCCUCAUUGUCACGUGGAUUAAAGCUAACCUGAAUGUUGUUAUAGUAACUCAACUUUGGGAUCAAUUUCUUGAAGUUCUAACAUCUUUAACUCAAUGGGAAGAGUUAAUACGUGAAUGGGCUAAAACAUUAGAUACAUUAACGAGGGUACUGGCGCGACACGUUUAUAAUUUAGAUCUUAAUGACUUACCUCUUGAUAGAUUGAGUGAACAAAAAUCAAAAAAACGUCGUGGCGUAGGAUGUCGUGCUGCAUCAGCAAGCAGUGUUCAAUCUCCCCGUAGAGGAAGCAUAGACCGUGAAACUAAUAACACUUGCAAAGAAAGUGUUCCUGAUAAUGUAUCCAGAGAAUUUCGAAAACAUCGACCACUUCCACGGAGUUCAAGUGAUAAUAGUUUAUACAAUGCAAAACAUCGUGCAAAAUUACAACGAAAUCGAGCUCAAGUAGCUCAUUUCGAAAUACCUGCACAAUCCAUUUCAUCGCGUGCAGUACUACCGUUGUCAAUAGACCGAGAUAUGGCCAAACUGGUAUCAUCUAAUGGAAAUAGCAACGGUGAUGAGCGUGUUCGAACUACAGUUAGUGGACGAAGAAGAACUUUAGCAGGAAGACGAACUAAAUCACUGGACAGCGUCGUCAUAGCUGACAGCGAACCAACAACACCACGUUGUCCAUCGCCAACUCCAAGUAGUGGCGUUGACAGUAAUAAAGAUAGUCCAAUUCAAAUUGAAAAUAUCGAUGGAAGUAGUAUUGAUACAAAUGAUGCAUCAGAAAGAAGAUCAGUCAUGGCUGGUGGUGGAGUACGAGGUUGGUUGCCAGACGUAGCUGUUGUUUUAUGGAGACGUAUGUUAUCAGCUCUUGGCGAUGUUAACAAUAUUCAAGAUCCUGUGUUACACGGUCAAGUUAUGGAUUAUCUUGUUCAGCUUACUCAAACUCUCAUUAAAAUACGCUUGAAUCAAGGCGUUUCAGGUGAUAAUCAAGUUACUCCACCGGCUCCAGAACUUAUUCCACCUCUGACUGUAAUUGCACCUUGGUGUUUCAAGGCUAUUCAACUGCCAUCCCGUUUUGAAAUUGGAAAGCUUGCAGCUUAUCGACUAAUUUGUUUACUGACUACACAACCUCCGGACAUAAAUUUACCAAAAGCUCAUUUAACAUUAUUCUAUCAUGCAGUUCAUCAUGGAAUUAUGAGUAAUGAUAUCAAGGUCAUGUAUGCGCUAGUGAAAUAUACAGGACCUAGGUUAUUUAGCCUCAAUUUACCUGGAUCAAGUCUUCUUCUCAUGGACUACGUACAUGCGGCGAGUUUAAUUUUAGGUAGUAAAGAUGUUGAAGCUCCAAGGACGGAAGCAGUUUCUAUUCUUGGAUCAUUGCUAUCUUUGCCAGUUGCACAAGGAAAAUUACCAGUACUUCAACCUAAUGGAUCUAACAUCGAAACAAUAACAUGUCCUGAUACUAAAGAACUCAUUUUGACAAUUCUUCUGAGAAGUUGUCGAAGAGAACCAACGGGCAUUGCACGAUGUAUUGCGCUUUCAAGUAUUGCAAUGUUUGCCUACAAAGAAUUGUGUAUUAAGUCACAUCAUCCUCGAGUUCCUGAAGCCGUAAAUGUGCUCCUUCAAGCUCUCAAAAGAGUCCACAGGGCUGGCAGACGCAGGGAGCAGUUUCAUGCACUCUUUCCGUAUCAGGCAACCCAUCCAUCUAUAGCACAAGUAGCAUGUGAUUCUCUUGGAUUACUUUGUGAUAAAUCGGACGUUCUUUUGGAAUUAUAUCCAAAAGUUCCAUGCAAAAUAAUUCAGGUCCUUUCAGAAACUUUAGAUACGAUGAGUAUCAGAGAGCGGCGUAGUGCUUUAACUACGUCCAUGUUAUUUUGUUUAGGCGAGUGGGCCAUGCAUUUAGGUCCUAAGAUACUAUUAACUACAUUCCAAGGAAAAUCACUGCUAUUAACACUUUUUACCGUUCUGGAUAAUAUUAUGAAAAAUAAAUCGGAUAAAAUUAAUUCAGAUUCAAGAAGUUUUCGUCAUUCAAAUGAUGAAGAAGAUUAUUUUGAUCCUGAUAUUACUGUCGAUGAUUUGGGAAAAGAGGCUAACAAUAGCAAAUCACCGAGAAAAGCUAAUAUUCAAGAUAUACAAUUAGCUGCUAAAAUGGUGAUAAUGCAUUUAAUUAAUUAUUUAGGACAUUUCCCCAUGGGAAUCGGAGCAGCUAGACUAUCGUCAACUGUAGUUGAGUUAGAUGAUGUACCUGGCAUAGAUGGUGAUGAACUUUCAUCUGCUAUUUUCCAUGCACCAAAUAUUCAACUUUUAAUGCUGUCAAAUUCUAUUAUCAUGUCAUUUGUGGAACUUGGAGCAUUAGAUCCAUCAGAAUUAACAACAGGCUUUGUAACAGCUCCAUCAAUUGUUCGAGUUUUAUUGCGUGAUUUAGCAGGAAAGGCAUGUUGGGAUAGUUCAAUAUUGUAUAAUCAGCUUUGUAAUAGUAAAGAAACAGAAGUUUUAACACAUAAGCAUAAUGAUUGGAUUCCCUCGUCUCAUGAAGAUAACAAAGACGAUUCAAUUAAUAUUUUAUCCAAUCAAUCGUUUCCUCGUCAUGUAAUGAGACAUCGAGAGCCAAAUAUUUUACCUACAUUUGCAAAUGCUGCAAGUGACAUGGACAACCUUGACGAUCUUCUGCGAUAUAUCGGGCAUACAAGUCCUGAAGUUUUAAUGAAUCCAGAGGUGGCAUUAAAUUCUCCUGCAAAUCCACCACAAGUACACUGUUUUGAAAAUGAAACUAUUGCAGCUAUUUUGAAUCAACGCAAUGCUGCACGUGAAUACGUUCAUAAUUGGAAUCAACAUAUCAGUACUUCUGGAGUCGUUGCAAAUCCACCAGCAUGCCACCCUCCACCAGCCCCAUUUCAUCACUGUCGACUUCUAUUUUCCCAUUUGGGCCUUUCAGGAUGGGAACAGCGUCGACGACUGCACCUUUUAUCGAAAAAUGAAAAGCUUCUUCGAGAACUUCGUAAUCUCGACAGUCAAAGAUCUCGAGAAACGCAUAAAAUGGCAGUGAUAUUUGUUGGUCAAGGACAAGAAGAUAAAAAUUCUAUUCUUGGUAACAUCACGGGUAGUAAAGAAUAUGAAAGUUUUGUAGCAAGAUUAGCAUGGGAAGUAGAAUUAGAAACACACACAGGAUUCCUGGGAGGUCUAGUACCUGGUAAAGCGUCUGGGGUUACUGCUCCAUACUUUGCGACAUCAUUUACAGAAAUUUUGUUUCAUGUUGCUACAAGAAUGCCACUAGAUAGUCCUGAAAGUUUAUUACAAAAAACAAGACAUUUAGGAAAUGAUGAAAUCCAUAUAGUUUGGUCAGAACAUUGGAGAGAUUAUCGUCGAGAUAUAAUCCCUACAGAAUUUUGUGACGUUUUAAUAGUUAUUUAUCCUUUGCCAAAUAAAUUAUAUAGAAUCCAAAUAUCUCGAAAGCCAGAAAUACCAUUUUUUGGACCUCUUUUUAAUGAAUGUAUAGUUGAAGAUAAAGCUUUGCCAGGACUCGUCAGAACUACUGCUUUGGCAGCUAGUCGGGCCAAAAGAUCAACACUAUCAUUAUAUCAACACUAUUACGAAGAGCGUGCUCGUUCAAUAGAUAUUGUUAUGAGAAACCAUAAAGAAUCCACAACAUUUGAAGAAUUUACAGCUAAUGUUUAUUCUCCAAUACAACCAACAAGUCCUUUUAGUGGCGCAUCAUCAGUAACAGGUUCUAUAACUAGUGUUCAGUCAAAUGCAUCAUCAAAUCUCGCAGCUGCUCUUCUAGAUUCCCAUCAAGGUCGACCUAGCCUUCGCAGUAGUACCGGAUCCAGUGGUGUAGAUACCCGCACGAAUAGAGCUUCUGAUAAUAGCAGAGUAUGGUUCAGUGCUGAUACACAAGACAGUCCAGCACUUCAUGGUAUAUCACCAAGACCAUUAAAAAAAAUGUCUUUCAAAUCUGGUCCGAAGCAUAGAAACAGCAGUGCUCAACAGCCCACUCCACCAGACAGUCCUAGAUAUAAAUGAAGGUUAAAUUUUGCACUUGAAGCCGUUGUCCAUGGUUGUUUUACUGCAACUUGAUUUUGAUAGAUGAUUAAUCAACCGAGAAAUAAUAUUGGAUUAAAAAAACUGAAACAAAUUUAAAACAAGAGGAAUACUGCUAUAUUUUUGAGCAGAUUUUAAUGACUAAUAUGCAAAUGAUAUUGACCUUGACGUUUUCUAUUUUCCGUCCUUAGAUUUAAUUUUUGUACGAUUAUUUGUACAGACAGUUAGAUAAUUCUGCAUUAGAUGCACGACUUCUUUAAUUUAUUCAUGAGAAAAAAUAACUGCAGAUAAUAUUAAGUAUUUUAUUAAUGUCUUAUUCAGUACUUGAGUAUCAUAAUUAAUGUAAAUUAAUUUUUUUAAUACUAUGACAAACUACUUAUUGAUAUGAUAAUUUAUAAUAAAUCAAUUAAUGAGGCUCCAUGAGUCAUUACCAACGAGCCGAGAAUAAUCAAAGUAUUUGUUAUACUUUUCACAGGACCUAAGUUAUAACGGUUUUUGAGUAUAACUCGUUAACAUUCCUGCAUGUCGUUGAAUAUUUUAAAAAUCGAAUGAAGAAGUUAAUUACUUCCAUUUUUAUCAUACGAACAAUUCAUGUUUAUUAUUUUCAAAUAUCUAUUAAUUAAUUAGUCUGUAUUUAAUAACAAAAAAUAUUAACUACCAAAAUCUUAUAAAUAUCAUGGCCAAAGCAGCAUUAUUUUUUCACUACUUCAUAGCUAAUGAAUAGAUGUUUAAGCAAAAAUAUGAGGAACAAAAGAUAUUUUAAAAAAAUUGUAUGUAUUGUACAUAUAAUAAGUCGUUGUACAAUAGAUUAAGAGUGACAGUGCGUUUAAAAGUUAUAAAAUAAAUCAGUAAACAAUUUUACAAUUAUUGCGAACAAUAAAUAUAUGAUUUUUCAAAGCAUAAUAGAAUUUCAAACGUAUAAUUAAGGAGAUUGGAAAAGAAUUGUAUUUUAUAAAAUACUUGAGAAGAGUAAACGUUGCAUGAUAUCACAACAUGAUUGUACUUACAGUAUCUUGAGAUAUUGAAAUUUAAACAAAUCUUUCAUGAAACUUUUAAGAUUUUCGAAUCUUUUUUGACUAAUUAUAAAUAUAAGCAUUAAUUAUUUUUAUUCAUGAAUAUUAUAUAAAACAAUCUAUUGAAUCAUUAUUAUAUACCU
Messenger RNA from Chelonus insularis, 7282 nucleotides. RefSeq names its product probable Rho GTPase-activating protein CG5521. NCBI's taxonomy places the organism in Eukaryota, Metazoa, Arthropoda, Insecta, Hymenoptera, Braconidae. The record is from RefSeq and is a predicted model, not a curated record. Gene Ontology annotation, cellular component: cytoplasm; nucleus. The transcript has 19 exons. Gene Ontology annotation, molecular function: GTPase activator activity. Gene Ontology annotation, biological process: positive regulation of GTPase activity; regulation of small GTPase mediated signal transduction. Bases 340 to 6108 code for a protein of 1922 amino acids.